AUGAAACUGAAGAAGUCACCAAAACCAUUUCAAAUCAAAUUAGAAAGUAUUGCAGACGACUUCCUCACCGACCAUAUCCCAACGUUUUUCUGGCAAGUAGGUCGUUCUCUUUUGGAACAUCCAUGUGAAGGUAUAUUUCGUAUGACUGGAGAUGUCGCGCAAAUUUGCGACAUGAAAAAGAAAAUUAAUAAAAAGAUAGACAUCACAAAAGACAUGACAUACCCAGACCAAAUGUACUGCUUAGCCGGCGUCCUUUCUGGCUUUCUCAGAGAAAUGCCCAAACCAAUUUUGAACUACUCCGACAAAGCUAUUUUAGCCACGGUAUUCUCUCGUUUUAGGAAAGUUACAGACCUUCCACAAACAGUCAUUGCUGUGAAUUUGGCUCUCAGAAGAGUUGAACCACUUCGAAGACGCUAUCUUUUUUUCUUGUUAAAUUUAUACUACUCCAUCUCGAAGAAGAGUGAUGUCAACAAGAUGACAUUUUCCAAAAUUGGGAUUUGUGUUGCCCCAUCUUUCUUCUCGAGAGAAUUGACGUACAUCACAACAACCACUGAAUCAAUAGAUUCUCAAAUCGACAUCGUUACAAUGCUUAUCACAUUGUAUCCACUCAUCAGCCCAGAAUUCGAAGAGUCAAAAAACGUUAUAAAGCCCUGUUACAAUCUGACUGAAGAAGAAACACGGACAAUACUCAAAAACCCUGCAAAUUACAAUCUUGGGGACAUUCACUUAUGCCAAAAGCCGCUUAUCGCAACACCACACAAGAAGGCCUUUGCGGCGUCGAACUGA
Messenger RNA from Entamoeba invadens IP1, 786 nucleotides. RefSeq lists its product as hypothetical. Gene Ontology annotation, molecular function: GTPase activator activity. Bases 1 to 786 code for a protein of 261 amino acids. The record is from RefSeq and is a predicted model, not a curated record. The transcript has 5 exons. Gene Ontology annotation, cellular component: cytoplasm. NCBI's taxonomy places the organism in Eukaryota, Evosea, Mastigamoebida, Endamoebidae. Gene Ontology annotation, biological process: small GTPase-mediated signal transduction.